Molecule: messenger RNA, 963 nt
Organism: Plasmopara halstedii
Lineage: Eukaryota; Oomycota; Peronosporomycetes; Peronosporales; Peronosporaceae
Exons: 5
Coding region: 1-963 (320 amino acids)
Source: RefSeq, a predicted model, not a curated record
AUGAUGUGCAAGAACUGCAUGGCGGUUUAUCCCAUAUCAUUGAAGAUGUGGCAAACCUCGCAAAAACGGACGGACGACUUUCCUUCUUUGCCUUUCCACGACUAUUGCAAAGUUGCCACAUGGCUGCGUAUUGGUAGCCAGAACUUCCACCGAAUUCGUUGCAGCAAACCUAUCGGCGUACAGCAUGAAGAAAUCAAAACGAUGCACCUUUACCGUCAUUUGGACCGCAUCGAGCGUCGUCUACAAGAAUUAGGAUAUACGAGCAAGGACGUGCCAGUUGAUCCUGAACAGUUAGGCACGCUCGAUUCACUGCAUUUCUUCGGGGAUGAGCCAAUACGCAACAUUGUAAGAUUGCUGGCUAAUACUCCAGAAGACAAAAAAGUGCUAGACAUUGGUACGGGUUAUGGAGGUACCGCUCGGUUGUUGGCACACCGCAGUGGUUGCAAGGUUGAUGCCUUGGAGUUGCAACCGGAUCUAAGCGAGGCCGGUCGAGAACUUACUCGGCGUUGCGGGCUUGACAGCCACGUCACACAUCUGAAUGGGGAUUUUCUGGAGCUUUCACUACAAAAAGAGGAAUACGACGCCGUGUGUUUUGACAUUCUCAAACCAGGUGGUUUCUUAUACAUCGACGACUUUUUCGUCCGUGGGGUGGAGUUGACGAAAGAGGACAAAUUAACGCUCAAGCAAGAUGUCUAUUGUGCCAACUUGUUACGUCAGACAGAUCUUCAUGAAGUCCUGAAGGACUGUGGCUUUGAAGACAUUAGUUUUCAGGACGUGACGACAAAGUGGCUGCCUUAUUUGACGAAUCGUGCCCUUCAGUACCGUGCAUCUUUGGACUCACACAUCGCUCGCGAUGGUGAGACCGCAGCUCGUGACCUUGAACAUUUCUAUACUAGUGUAGCUCGUGUGUUUCAGGGUGGUAAUGUUGGAGGCUACACGUUGAUCGUGCGUAAGCCGCUUUGA